AUGGCAAUUUCUUCAUUCAAUCCUAAAACCGAAACCUACACUUCCCCAAGGCCCCCUAUCAAGCUCCCAACAAGCCCUGACCUCUCACUCACCUCCUUUAUUUUCCAAUCCACUUCCUCCAUCCCUCAUCACACCGCUCUCAUCGAUGCUACUUCUAACGAAACCCUAACCUUUCUUCAACUCAAAGCUCAUGUUUCGUCUCUUGCUUAUGCAUUACGCCACCAAUUUCACGUUGCUAAACAUGAUGUCGUACUUAUCUUUGCCCCCAACUCAAUACGUUUCCCCAUUUCUUUCCUUGCUAUCGUCUCUCUUGGUGCCAUUGCCACCACUGCCAACCCUUCUUUCACUUUCACCGAGAUAUCCAAACAAGUCAAAGAUUCCAAUCCCAAGCUUAUCAUCACAAUCCCUCAGCUUUAUAGCAAAGUUAGCCAGUUCAAUGUUCCAUUGGUUUUCUUACAAUCAUCAAGCUCCCCCAACUUAUCAUCAGCUAUUCCAAAAUUCUCUUUUUACUCUGAUAUUAUAAAAAACUACGCUGACCAUUUUUUGAAUUCGAAUAACGAUGUACAGCAGAACGAUGUGGCGGCAUUGAUGUACUCAUCUGGAGCAACCGGAACCAGUAAAGGGGUGAUGCUGACACAUAAAAAUUUCAUCGCUUCGACCUUAAAUUUCACUGCCGAUCAAGACAGGUACAUGGAAGGAAGGAGUGUAUGUUUGUGUUUCUUGCCAAUGUUUCAUGGGUUUGGUUCGGUCUUAACGUUGGCACAAUUGAGAAGAGGAAAUGUAUUGGUUUCGAUGGCCGAGUUUGGGCUGGACAAAGUGUUGGGUGCCAUCGAGAAGUACAAGGUCACGCAUAUGUUCGUUGUGCCUCCGGUUAUGGUUUCUUUGGCAAAGCAAUGGCAGAUGAUGAACAAUAAGUCUGAUUUAUCAUCGUUGAAGCAAAUUAUAUGUAGUGCAGCCCCACUGAGCAGAGAUUUGAUCGAGACAUGUGCCAACAUUUUGCCCCAUGUUCAAAUUUUUCAGGGAUAUGGUAUGACAGAAGCUUGCGGGAAAAUUUCAAUGGAAAAUCCGAAGGAAGGCCUUGGUUUCUCAGGAUCAACCGGAAGUCUAAUGCCUCUAAUUCAAGCCAAAAUUGUUAGUUUAAGCACAAUGAACUCCCUUCCUCCAAAUCAGAUUGGAGAAAUAUGGAUUCGAGGACCCACAAUUACACCAGGUUAUUUUAACAAUCCAGAAGCUACAAAGGUAGGUAUAAAUGAGCAAGGAUGGCUACGUACUGGUGAUCUAGGUUAUUUCGAUGAACAAGGACAAUUAUUUGUUGUAGAUCGAAUAAAGGAGCUUAUUAAAUGUUAUGGUUUUCAGGUAAUAAAUUAUUCAUACAUUACUUUAAUAGUUUGUUAUUAAAA
Molecule: messenger RNA, 1400 nt
Organism: Gossypium arboreum
Lineage: Eukaryota; Viridiplantae; Streptophyta; Magnoliopsida; Malvales; Malvaceae
Product: probable CoA ligase CCL10
Exons: 3
Coding region: 1-1398 (465 amino acids)
Molecular function (GO): CoA-ligase activity
Source: RefSeq, a predicted model, not a curated record